This is a messenger RNA of Sesamum indicum (sesame), 636 nucleotides long. The record is from RefSeq and is a predicted model, not a curated record. NCBI's taxonomy places the organism in Eukaryota, Viridiplantae, Streptophyta, Magnoliopsida, Lamiales, Pedaliaceae.
AUGAACUUACGCCAAGCCCUCACCCACAGGAGAAGAAACCAAAUAUUUCACCACAUCAGUACUAGACAACAAACCUAUGAUGUUUUCAUUAACCAUAGGGGCACGGACACGAAACGGUCCGUUGCGUCCUUGUUGUACGAUCAUCUCUAUCAGCUUAAACUUCGUCCCUUUUUGGACAACAAGAACAUGAAACCAGGUGACAAAUUAUUCGAGAAAAUCGAUGCCGCAAUAACAGGGUGCAAGAUCGGAGUGGCGGUCUUCUCCCCACGUUAUUGUGAGUCGUAUUUUUGCCUUCAUGAAUUGGCAUUGAUGACGGAGUUGAAGAAGAAGGUGAUUCCAAUUUUUUGCGACAUUAAGCCCUCGGAACUUAACGUUGUGCAGGCCGACGGGAGAAUCCCGUCGGAAGAAGUUCAACGCUUCAAUCUGGCUCUGGAAGAGGCUAAGUACACCGUGGGGCUUGCGUUCGACUCCGAAAAGGGGAACUGGUCCGACGUCGUGAAAAACGCUGUUGAUAUUGUAAUAGAAAGCUUGAUAGAGGUUGAGGAGGAUGAAGAGAGAAUGCUGCAACCAGCUAGUAACCAUUUCUCUUACACACAUCGGGCACUCAUGCAGCUCCAAGCUCCUCGUAAACUCUGA